This is a messenger RNA of Zootoca vivipara (common lizard), 3552 nucleotides long. RefSeq names its product surfactant protein B (gene SFTPB). NCBI's taxonomy places the organism in Eukaryota, Metazoa, Chordata, Lepidosauria, Squamata, Lacertidae. The record is from RefSeq and is a predicted model, not a curated record. Gene Ontology annotation, biological process: sphingolipid metabolic process. Gene Ontology annotation, cellular component: alveolar lamellar body; lysosome; multivesicular body.
CCAUGGCCAUUAGAACUUCAAAUAGAAUGUUGGAAGAUUCGGGACAGAUAAGAUAAGUAACUUGUUCAGGUACCUCACUGGUACUCACUCACACAGGAGCCAGUGAUCACCACUGACUUAGUGGCUUUAAAGGAGAAUUAGACAAAUUCAUGGGGGAUAUCAAUGGCUACUGGUCAUGCUAGGUGCGCACUACCUCCAUUGGUUUGCAUAGUGUUCUUUAAUUUUUUAUCAUUUAUUAAUGUCAAUUUAUUUUAAAAGGUCCAUGGGGUCACGAAGAGUCGGACACGACUUAACGAUUAAACAACAACAACAACAAUUUUUUAAAAAUUCUAAGUGAAUUACUUACAAUAGUAUAAAAUAUGCAAAAAUUUGCAAUAAAAUAGUAUAUACCGGUAUAAUAAAUUUAUGAAAAUAUAGGUAAAAAAACCAGUUUUUAAAAAAAGGACCCAAAAUAAGCAGACUGCAAGAGUAGAUGAUAAUAAACUUUAAUUAAGGAGGGCAAACAAAUUUUAUUUGUAUUACUGGUCAGUAUAGAUCAGGGGUGGCCAACUCCCAAGAGACUCUGAUCUACUCACAGAGUUAAAAACUGGGAGUGAUCUACCCCCUUUUGGGGGUUCAGGUCAAAGCCAUAGCUGCCAAGUUUUCCCUUUUCUCGCGAGGAAGCCUAUUCAGCAUAAGGGAAAAUCCCUUAAAAAAAGGGAUAACUUGGCAGCUAUGGUCAAAGCAGUUGAGUUUUUUUAAGGAAGGGAAGCCCUGUAUUUUUGGGGGGGGUUAGGUCAAACUUGUUGAGCUUCUUUUAGGAGGGAGGGAGGCCCAUUUUUGUUUAGGACUUCAGGUCAUAGUUCAGCUUUUUUAGGGAGGAGGAAAAUUUUGGGUGAGCUUUUUUUAGGGGUGCCAAUGAUCUAGCAGUGAUCUACCACAGACAUCCAGUGAUCUACUGGUAGAUCACAAUCUACCUGUUGGACGUGCCUGGUAUAGAUUAAUUGAGCUAGAUGAGCUGAUGUUCUGAAUCAGGAUAAGGUAGCUUCCUCUAUGCCUGAUACCAGACAACAGAGGCAAGUCACCCACAGGGCAGGUGUAGCCUUCACUGGAUGGGGGCUGAGUCUGGUUCCUGACAAAACCCAAUAGCUCCAGCCAUAAAGAAUCUAGCUUACUCCUCGCUGAAUUACCUCCCUCUCCUAGUGUCUUGUUUAUAGGAAGCACCAGAAAGACAGCAUGUUGUAAUGGUUCGAGUGUUGGGCUAGGACUGGAGAAAGACACAGAUUCAAAUCCUCACAGAGCCAGUUAAGCCAUGAGCCGGUCACACUCGCCCAGGCUAACCUAUCACACAAACUUGUUGAGUGGGGGAGAUGCAGGCACUGCUACCCUGAGCUCCUUGGAGGAAAGGAGGGAUUAAAAUGGAAGAAAUAAGAGUGCAACAGAAGGCAAGGUAAGGGCAACUGGUAGGGUUGAGUCCACACCCUCUGGAGCCUGGUGAGGUCGAGGACUGUUGCCUGCUCCUGCGCUAGGAGUCCCAAAGAAUCUCUGGCCACAGCUGGCUUGCAAAUCAGGCAGCCUCUUUUGCUUCCACUCCAAAUAUUUGACAAACCUGAGUAAACAACCUAAGUGGUAGAAUUUCUCAACCAUGCCCUGAUGCCCCUCCUCAUCUGAGGAAAAUGAGUCUAGGAGAGCCUGAGCUGCAAACAUUGGAAAGACUGAAAUUGUUUCCCUCCCUGGCUUUUCAAGUGCGUCAACUGAGAUUUCAUUGCACUGCCUCCUGUGGUCUACAGAGACCUGACUUUAAGAUGAGCACAUUGUUGUGUGUACCCUAUUCCUUGAGCAGAAGGAGACUUUGGGAGUUCCAGUGCUUAUCCAGGGUUCAGAUUCCUUGGCAUGGUCAACAGAGACUGUGGUUUCUUUAUAAUAUGUGGUUUUAUUUUCAUGUAUAUAGUCUGUGGACAAAUGCCGGCUCCUUUGGCCUGAAGCUAUAGUCACCUUUAACUGGACUUAACUGCUCAGGGGUCUUUUACCUUUACCUGUUUACCUAUAUACCUGAGCAUAGGAUGGAAGGGUUUGCAGCAUUAACACCUCAGCAGAUUUGCUUCCCCAUCAGGUUUCCAGGGGAGCCCCAAGUCCAGCACAGAGCAAGACAUGUCUCCGUCUUUCCCGUUUCCCAAAUCAGCCCAAUUCUCACCUACACAGACCUCCCAUGGCCUAUUAUUCUCCAUCCUAGGAUGAUGUACCAUCCAGUCAGUGCUGGCUGGCAAGAUUUCCAUUGAGGAUGAAUGUGCCAAAGGUCCUACCUAUUGGUGCAAGAACCUAGUGACGGCCAUCCAGUGUGGUGCUUGGGAACACUGCAUGCAGGCUGGAUGGAACAGUGCCACCCAAGAAGACACUUGUGCAGACUGCAAAGAGAUUGUUACCAUCCUUGUUCGCAUGGCUAAGGAGUCAACCUUUAAGGUAACCCAGAAGGCCAUCCAGGACUACUUGAGACACGAAUGCUCGGCUUUUUCACUUCAGACCUUAAUCCCAAAAUGCCAGGAGCUUGUGGAUACCUACUAUUCUCUAUUCAUCACCGCCUUGGAAGGACAGAUUCAACCCAAUGCUGUAUGCGCAAAGUUUGGCCUCUGCCAGUCUGACCCAUUGGAGAGCGAGGACAUCUUUGGUACGCUGGUUCAAAAGAUGGCAGAACAGAUCCAGCUGCUGCGAGGCAAAGCUUUUAUUAUGCCCAACAACAAGACCCAGGAUAACCCCAAGGAGGAGCUGCUCUUCCCUUGGCCCUGGCGUUAUGUUUUGCCUCACUGUUGGCUGUGCAAGAACCUUGUAGGCCGGAUUGAAUCCAGCCUCCCCAAGGAUGCUAUUGGCAAAUCCAUGGCGCAGCUCUGCCGCUUUGCACCAGGAGCCACUGCUGGGAUGUGCCAGUGCUUGAUGGAGAGAUACACGGUGAUCGUCGUGGACGCGAUUCUGGGCAAGAUAGGGCCAAACCUGAUCUGCGGGAUGAUGCUCAUGUGUGCCACAGACGAAAACUGUGGCCCAGAGACCCCUCCACUGUCACUCUCUGGCCCAGCUGCCAGCUGCCAGGCCUGCCUGGCUCUCCAGACCCAGGUGAAGGCAACCCUCAAGCCCAACAGCAGCAGGACUGAAAUGGAAGCAGCUCUGUUGGCAGCCUGCAGCAACACCUUUCGGAGCUGGGAGGAGUGCAAAAGCUUCAUUGAUCAGCAUGAGCCAAAGUUGUUCCUACUGCUUUCCAAGCCUUGGAGCGCCCAGAGGACAUGCCAGGAACUAGGAGCCUGCCUGGCUGCGGAGCCUUUUCCAGGAACUACUGCCUGUGCCCAGGGCCCCACUUAUUGGUGCUCCAGCUUGAGCACUGCUGAGGAAUGCAAGGCUGUGCAGCACUGCCAGAAUCAUGUGUGGCUGUAGCCAAAGAACGGGGAGCCAGCAGCAUACAGCGAAUAGGGGAGGGUUACACAGCCCUGCCUCACGAACCACUUCCUGAUGACAUUGUGGCAGGGGAUGAGGAAAACCAUGAGGCUCUCAUACUCUCAACUAUUACAGCUAUGCCUCUUCCCCCAA